UUCCCCGGUCUGUUGACGACAGAGCCAACUGACUAGCUGUUGCUGGCGUUUCUGUUUGGUCAGACUGAAGUCGAAACAUGAAACAUUUUAGGCUGAAUUAAUUUUAUAAUUUAAGGCGUUGACCCUUCACCCGAAGUACUGGACUGGGCAUGCCAGUCGCUGACCCAUCAACUGCAAUAAGACAGUUUAAUCUGGAACGAUGGCUGCACGUCCCAUCUCUUAUGAUAGCAACUCCAGCGACACCGAAAACUGUGAGCAGAGAACGAGUUGUCGCACUCGCCGAGUUUACAGACACUCAAGUAGUCAGCCCCGGGGUUCUCAGCUGGAGGCCGAGGCGGUGAGAAUGAGUCACGGACAUGGGGCCAGCAGUGGCCUGGAGCGCUGCAGGGAGAGGCGUCGCUCUGGAGACCGCUCCAGGGACUCAUCCCACGAGAGAGCUGAGGGCCAGCUCACACCCUGCAUCAGAAACGUUACCUCACCUACACGACAGCAGCUCAGCGAUCGAGACAGGGAAGUGGGCUCAUGGUUGAGAUCAGCAAGCCCCAGGCCUCAGAAGGGCUGCUCCUCCGGCUCUGUCUGUGGAGAUUCCCACAGUAAAUCUCAUGGCUCGGACAUGAUUUAUGUUUAUGAAACUGCUAAGGAGGGCUCCCGCAGCAUCAGGACUGCAGAGAGGGUCACCCUCAUCGUCGACAACACACGCUUUGUUGUUGACCCUGCAAUCUUCACAGCUCAGCCCAACACCAUGCUGGGCAGAAUGUUUGGAGCUGGGAGGGAGUAUAACUUCACACGGCCCAAUGAGAAGGGGGAGUACGAAGUCGCGGAGGGCAUCAGCUCUACCGUAUUCCGAGCCAUUCUGGAUUACUACAAAUCAGGGAUAAUCCGCUGCCCUGAUGGGAUCUCCAUUCCCGAGCUGAGGGAGGCAUGUGACUACCUCUGCAUCUCCUUCGACUACAGCACCAUCAAGUGCAGGGACCUGAGCGCACUCAUGCACGAGCUAUCCAACGACGGUGCACGAAGGCAGUUUGAGUCAUACCUGGAGGAGAUGGUGCUGCCGCUAAUGGUGGCCAGCGCCCAGAGUGGAGAGAGGGAGUGCCAUGUUGUGGUGCUGACCGAUGAUGAUGUGGUGGACUGGGAUGAAGAGUACCCGCCGCAGAUGGGCGAGGAGUACUCUCAGAUUAUCUACAGCACAAAACUGUAUCGGUUCUUCAAAUACAUCGAGAAUCGAGAUGUAGCCAAGUCCGUUUUAAAGGAGAGAGGACUGAAGAAAAUCAGAUUAGGCAUUGAAGGUUAUCCAACCUACAAAGAGAAAGUGAAGAAACGUCCCGGCGGUCGGCCUGAGGUCAUCUAUAACUACGUGCAGAGGCCCUUCAUCCGCAUGUCCUGGGAAAAAGAAGAGGGCAAGAGCCGCCAUGUAGACUUCCAGUGUGUGAAGAGCAAAUCCAUCACCAACCUGGCAGCUGCCGCUGCAGACAUCCCUCAGGAUCAGCUGGUGGUCAUGCACCCCGGGCCUCAGGUGGAUGAACUGGACAUCCUCCCCAACCACCAGCCCCAGCCAAGCCACCACUACGAUCCUGAUCCGGACGCACCAUCCCCGGCAGUCUGACCCACGCCCCCCCACUGACCCAAUCCCACCCCAGCACACACAAAUCACUGCAGUGAGGAGCCACCCCAGACGGGCAGCCAAAACCACAUUGCCUUUCUGACCCUCUCUUCUGCCUUACGAGUCUCAGAGACCAGUCUGCUGCCGCAGCAGAGGAGCAGAGGGCACACAGUAUGAUUCUCGUUGGUUUGGUUUCUAGAGCAAAAGAUGUUUUUGUUUUAAUGAAAAUGAAAUCCACCACCCACCUCCCUCAAGGGAAAACCAGAAACAUAGCCAGUAAUUGCUCUUUGGAUAUGUUUAAAGAGGAACAGCACCUCAUAGAGAAUGACUCUGAUUAUUUAUUCUUGAUCAUGCCACUUGUUCACCACAGAGCAAGCUACUGCAGCUAGAUUGUCAGACUGUCUAAAAUGAUGCAAGCACACAUGGCACCUGAAAACAAUGCUUCAUAAAAGCACCAGAAUGUCACAAGUGCAGCACAAUCAUAUCUCAAGUAGAUAACUGAAAUAGCAAUAGUCCUGACAUUUCAAAUUUGCCACAAAGUGGUCUGUCUGGUCGAAAUCCAGUGAUCCCCAGUCUUCCAUAGGAAAGGCAAAGGCCUGGAGCUGGGCCCAAGAUUACAGCAUAACCAAUCCAGUAACUGUUGUCCAAGGUGGUAACAGUUACUGCUCAAGCUGAUGAAUUAUGCAUUGGGAUCUGAAAUUAUCACUGGAUGAGGAAGGUGACCGCUGCUUUAAUUGCUUUAUUUCAUGAUGAUGGUUGUGGCGCUUUGUUGCUGUUGUUGUAAGACUAAGAUGGUGGUACAACGGAGCCUGAGCCACUAUCGUGGUGCACCUGUGGAGCCUCACUGUGAUGCAUGGCCUCUGAGUAAUGUAAAAGUACACAAGUGAUGUCACAACCUUUUAUUGUACUGUUCU
This is a messenger RNA of Colossoma macropomum (tambaqui), 2514 nucleotides long. RefSeq names its product BTB (POZ) domain containing 10a (gene btbd10a). The transcript is spliced from 9 exons. Gene Ontology annotation, biological process: positive regulation of phosphorylation. Gene Ontology annotation, cellular component: cytoplasm. Bases 200 to 1603 code for a protein of 467 amino acids. The record is from RefSeq and is a predicted model, not a curated record. Gene Ontology annotation, molecular function: protein binding. NCBI's taxonomy places the organism in Eukaryota, Metazoa, Chordata, Actinopteri, Characiformes, Serrasalmidae.